Molecule: messenger RNA, 3289 nt
Organism: Marmota flaviventris (yellow-bellied marmot)
Lineage: Eukaryota; Metazoa; Chordata; Mammalia; Rodentia; Sciuridae
Gene: Ppp1r13l
Product: protein phosphatase 1 regulatory subunit 13 like
Biological process (GO): regulation of transcription by RNA polymerase II; positive regulation of cell differentiation
Molecular function (GO): transcription factor binding
Source: RefSeq, a predicted model, not a curated record
GCCUUCUAGAACCGAUUUGGACUUCUAGGUAGUGAGUGAGUGGACUGGGCUUUGAAGGAGUGGACAUUUCCCAUCUGGGAACUGGAAGGGUAAAGCACAUCUGGCGGAAGGAACGAAGAGUAGAGGCGCCCCGCGGUCCCCGAGGGUGAGGUCUGAGACCGCUCCCCCACCACGCAGGCGCCCCGCUCCGGCCGGCACCAUGGACAGCGAGGCAUUCCAGAGCGCGCAGGACCUUCUGGACCUGAACUUCCAGUCGCUGGCCAUGAAGCACAUGGACCUGAAGCAGAUGGAGCUGGAUACGGCGGCGGCCAAGGUGGACGAACUGACUAAGCAGCUUGAGUCACUGUGGUCGGACUCGCCAGCUCCUCCUGGCCCGCAGGGCGGAGUCCCCCCUAGGCUGUCCCGGUACAGCUCCAGCCCGGUCCCCGAGCCUUUCGGCAGCCGAGGGUCCCCCCGGAAGACAGCCACGGACAGCGCAGACACCCAGUUUGGACGCUCCGAGAGUGCUCCGGCCCUGCUCCCCUACAGCCCUCUAUCCCCAAAGGGCCGACCAUCGUCUCCGCGCACCCCGCUCUAUCUGCAGCCUGAUGCUUACGGCAGCCUGGACCGCGCGCCCUCGCCGCGGCCGCGCGCUUUCGAAGGCGCCGCCAGCCCCAUGGGCCGUGCUCCCUCCCCGCGACCGGGGUCAGGCCCGCUCCGCCAGCAAGGUCCCCCUACGCCCUUCGACUAUCUGGGACGUGCGGGCUCCCCGCGUGGCAGCCCUCUGGCGGAGGGGCCCCAGGCCUUCUUCCCCGAGCGCGGGCCCUCGCCGCGCCCACCUGCAGCAGCCUACGACGCGCCCUCGGCCUUCGGGAGCCCCCUGCUGGGCGCGGGCGGCAGCGCCUUCGCCCCGCCUCUGCGCGCGCAAGAUGACCUGACGCUGCGCCGGCGACCCCCGAAAGCCUGGAACGAGUCUGAUCUCGACGUGGCUUACGAGAAGAAAUCCACGCAGACAGCCAGCUACGAACGUCUGGACGUCUUUGCCCGACCCGCCUCGCCAGGCCUGCAGCUGUUGCCCUGGAGAGAGAGCAGCCUGGAUGGGCUGGGGGCCACCGGCAAGGACAACCUCACCAGCGCCACCCUGCCGCGAAACUACAAGGUCUCCCCUCUCGCCAAUGACAGGCGUUCAGACGUGGGCAGCUACCGUCGCUCGCUGGGCUCCGCCGCCCCGUCAGGCACUUUGCCCCGCAGCUGGCAGCCUGUCAGCCGCAUCCCCAUGCCCCCCUCCAGCCCCCAGCCCCGCAGUGCCCCUCGCCAGCGUCCCAUCCCCCUCAGCAUGAUAUUCAAGUUGCAGAACGCUUUCUGGGAGCAGGGGGCCAGCAGAGCCAUGCUCCCUGGGUCCUCCGUCUUCUCCAGAGCACCCCCACCUAAGCUGCCUCCCCAGUCCCAGCCACCCCCCCAGACCCAACUGCAGCCCCAGCCCCAACCACAGCCCCAGUUGCCCCCCCAACCCCAGCCCCAGCCCCAGCCUCAGCCCCAGCCCCAGGCCCAACCCCAGGCUCCAGUCCCCCAGGUCCCCCAACAAACAUGGCCACCGGUGAAUGAAGGCCUCCUCAAACCCCCUGCCGAGGCGGAGGCUGAGCCUGAGCUAGAGGGGCUGCUGACACCGGUGCUGGAGGCUGGUGAUGCAGACGAAGGCGCUGUAACUCGGCCCCUCAGCCCCACGAGGCUGCAGCCAGCGCUGCCCCCUGAGGCGCAGUCGGUGCCCGAGCUGGAGGAGGUGGCCAGGGUGCUGGCCGAGAUUCCUCGGCCCCUCAAACGCAGGGGCUCCAUGGAGCAGAGCCCUGCCGUGGCCCUGCCCCCUACUCACAAGAAGCAGUACCAGCAGAUCAUCAGCCGCCUCUUCCACCGGCAUGGCGGGCCAGGGCCUGGGGGGCCUGAGCCAGAGCUGACGCCCAUCACCGAGGGAUCUGAGGCCAGGGCCGGGCCCCCUGCUCCUGCCCCACCAGCUCCCCUACCGCCCCCAGCCCCACCCCAGAGCAGCCCACCAGAGCAGCCACAGAGCAUGGAGAUGCGCUCGGUGCUGCGCAAGGCGGGCUCCCCGCGCAAGGCCCGGCGGGCGCGGCUCAACCCGCUGGUGCUGCUGCUGGACGCGGCGCUGACCGGGGAGCUGGAGGUGGUGCAGCAGGCGGUGAAGGAGAUGAACGACCCGAGCCAGCCCAAUGAGGAGGGCAUCACCGCGCUGCACAAUGCCAUCUGCGGCGCCAACUACCCGAUCGUGGACUUCCUCAUCGCGGCGGGCGCCAAUGUCAACUCCCCAGACAGCCACGGCUGGACACCUCUGCACUGCGCGGCAUCGUGCAACGACACGGCCAUCUGCACCGUGCUUGUGCAGCAUGGCGCUGCAAUCUUUGCCACCACUCUCAGCGACGGCGCCACCGCCAUCGAGAAAUGCGACCCCUACCGGGAGGGCUAUGCUGACUGCGCCACCUACCUGGCAGACGUGGAGCAGAGCAUGGGGCUGAUGCACAGUGGGGCGGUGUACGCCCUCUGGGACUACAGCGCGGAGUUUGGGGACGAGCUAUCCUUCCGAGAGGGCGACUCUGUCACCAUCCUGCGGAGGGACGGGCCGGAGGAGACCGACUGGUGGUGGGCUACGCUGCACGGCCAGGAGGGCUACGUGCCGCGGAACUACUUCGGGCUCUUCCCCAGGGUGAAGCCUCAGAGGAAUAAAGUCUAGCCGGACAGAAGGAUGUUUUCCCAGGCGACAAGAGCAAGCCAGCCUGCCCUUGCCCCAGAUGUCCCCCUCCACAUACUGCUGUUUACCUGUGCCCCUAACUCUGCAGGGGUGGGGCCCUCACCACCAUUUCUCAGCUCUUCCAGAAGCCAGUGGAGGAGAACUUCAGCCUUAAGUUUAGCAAUCUGCCUUAACCGUGGAGGCCCCAGGGGUGAGGCUGAGAAUCUUGGGGGCAGGAGAUCCUCCACAUUUGCCAAAGCAGAUCCCGUCCAAAGUGCUUCCCGCCCUGACUGCCAAUCACUCCUCACCCUCAGCAGCCAACCCACCAUCCCAUCUGAGCCUGGGAUUUGAGACCCCCCCUCAACUGACUUCCCCUGGGAGUCACUCCUAUCCCUUGUCUCCCAGAAGCUCUGGGGUCUGGGGGAGACCCACUGGUUUCCACCAGGAUCCUCACCCCGCCUUCCCCAGUUAAGUGCCUUCACGAAGUGCUGGUUUUAUGUUUAUAACCAAAUGGGGGAGUUUUCUUUAUAAAUAAAGGUAGUUUGCACAGAAAUCGACUCCCUUCUCUUUUGA